CCUUACCAGAAUGGGUUAUCAUUUUUACUAUAUCAUCGCUGCGAAGGACAAACAUACCCGAUUAUUCACCGAUAAUGACAAAGCAGUUUAAGUAGUUUCAUACCCGAGUGAGGCUUCACAGUGCAAUCAGCUUGCCCUUAGGAGUUGUAACUUGCGCUUUGAGGAACAUGGCCAACCGCUUCUUUGAGGGAGCUGCCCAUGCUGCUGCCUACGCCAAAUUUAGACCCAGACCACCCACGUCACUAGCAGAAAGGAUUGUGUCCUUUGCAAAAGAAACAAUUUUUAUGAGCAGAAAUGGGAUCAAAAAGACUAACAAUAGUCAAGGAGAAACCCUGAAGGCUGCAGCUGAUGUAGGUUGUGGAUCUGGCCAGAGCACAGAGAUUCUGAGCCCUUACGUCGAGGCUGUGACAGGCCUCGAUGUUUCAGAAGCCCAGGUCCUGGAAGCAAGAAAAUUAAACAAGUAUCCUAAUAUCACAUACAAGGUGAGUCCUGCAGAAACAUUGCCCUUCUCUGACAAGAGCUUGUCCCUGGUCACGUCGUGCCAAGCAUGCCACUGGUUUGACAUGCCUGCCUUCUAUAAAGAAGUUGAUCGUAUUCUUGUGCCUGGUGGAGUCUUAGCAUUAUAUGGCUACCUCUUCCCAAAACCAAUUCAUGAGAAUUUUGGAGAUGAGCUGUAUAGCCUAAUAGACCAUUUGUAUAAAGAGCAACUGAAAGACUAUGUACACCAAGGGAGUAAGGAGGUCUACCUUGGAAAGUAUGAAGCUGAAAAAUACACUCUGAUAUAUAAAGAUCAAUUGAGAGAUGAGAGUCACUAUGUAGACAAGAUAGCCACAGUUGCUGAGCUCACAGGAUACCUCACUAGCUGGUCAGGCUUCCAGAAUUUCCGUGCCAAAAAUGGGGACGAGGCUGCCCAGAAGAUUCUGGAGAACUUCCAAGACAAGUUCAUAAAAACUCUUAAAGUGUCGACAACACCAGAAGAGACUUCUAUCCCCUUGAGGUUUCACUACUUCUUGCUUAUGGGGAGGAAGCCUUCGGAAUGAGUACGUCCUUGAGCAAGUUUUCUACAAGUAGCUGCUGCCUUCAGUUACUUAUUCUCACCAUGAAACUCGCAAAUACUAAUCAUGGUGUUCAGUAUUUGCUUUCAUUUGUUUGUGUGAGGGAUUUGGGGUAUACUUGUAUUUUUUUAAUAUCAAGUAACUGGUAGUGUUAGUGCAUGUAAUUUUGGAAGUGGUAAUACUAAAAAGGUAUAAGAAUUUGUAUUAUUCUUUUGUGUGACAUCAUUUACGUAUGAUGAUAGUAAUUAUAACAUUUUAGAAAUAUGUUGUGCAAAUAUAUAUUGUAUUCAUGUUUAUUGUUAAUUCAUAACUCUAUUUUUAAAAGUGAUUUAUACAUGAUUAAAGAAAUAUAUAUUGAAUAAUAUAAAA
Molecule: messenger RNA, 1424 nt
Organism: Penaeus chinensis
Lineage: Eukaryota; Metazoa; Arthropoda; Malacostraca; Decapoda; Penaeidae
Product: putative methyltransferase DDB_G0268948
Exons: 9
Coding region: 168-1040 (290 amino acids)
Molecular function (GO): S-adenosylmethionine-dependent methyltransferase activity
Source: RefSeq, a predicted model, not a curated record